UUGAAUUUUGUAAAAUUAGAAUAAGUAUCAAAGAAAAGAGUACCAACAUUUCUACGUUACCAAGGAAAUUGGUGAAUACAAGAUGGCUGGAUUACGAUACCUUGGCUUUGUCAAAACCGUCAAGCAAAAAAAUGUCAAACAUGAAAUAAAAUUCAAGUCAUCAUUCAAUUCCAAACGCAACAAAAACUCACAAAAUAAAUGGGCGCACGUUAAAAAACAAUCCGCAACGACAUUCCAAUGAGUAGUACUAGCAGAACCUCUAAGCAACAGACAAAAAAGAGCGUAGCGCCUCCAAAGAACCCCGAACAACAGCACAAAUUACCCAAGGACUCGUCGCUCAAGGACAAACAGCUAUGGAUCAAACAUUGGCUGUACAAAUCUAACCCCGUAAUAGACCAGAAAAGCUUCUACGUGAACAAUCAUAUGCCUGUGACUAAUCGGCGCACGGUUACUCCCGGCCCCUCCGCCAUACCAGCCACGAGGCCCAAAACAUUAUCUCCGCGAGGCAAGAAAACACCACCCAACUACAAGCCCUCGACCGAUUACAGAACUCUGUUCGAGCAACAGAAGAAGACCUCGUCCGCUAAUUUCCCGAGGCAACCCAAAGUUUCCUUGUCAAGUAUCCAGAGGAGAAGCAGCAAACCGACUCCUAAAAAUAGUACUAAAAAGCUAGAUUACGUCACAUCCGGUUCCAAACUAUCUAAAGAAGGAUCCUCCAUGUCGUCCUCGUUGCAACCGAUCGCCAGUCGGUUUGUCCAAAACAAAUCGUCGACGUUCAAGAGCUUGGCUUCCGUGAAUCAGUCGAAGCACAGCGAGCUGAAGGCGGUGGUGGACUAUGGGGGAGAGUCCAAUCUGGCGAAGGCGCCGAGCAAACCGGAUAUCAUUGACGAGACGCCGCAGGAGAAUCCGCCGAAAGUCGCGCAGACGAGGAACAGUUUGGCCGACGAAGAAGGAUCCAAACCGGAAUAUGACGUUUCUUCAUUUCAUUUGGCCUCGAACCCGAACAACCUCCAGCCAUCUCAUGUUUCGAAUCAAUCGUUCAAUAACUCCAAAAACGAAGAUCGUGACAUGACUCGGGCGGCCUCCAAGCACACCCAAUGGUCCUUGAAUGCCUCCCUUCAAGAUUCCGCCUCCAGGCAGAGGAUGAGAAACCAAACGAGUCAAGAAAAAACGAUCAAUAGAGAAUUAAUGAACAUCAUUAACCUCGACCAAGACAUACGGAAAGUUAACGAACCGCCUUCGAACGAAGAAACUAGUACGCUCAACCAAGAUAGCAGCAGACGUCGAGAGAAUUUGGAAUCGACUGGGGAUACUAUCUCGGCGCCUGUAAAUGAGAACAUUUUUAAACGGCUUUCUGAAAUAAACGGUGAUCAAGAGGCAGGAUUUUUCAUUGGCGUUGAUGUGGGAAUAAGCAGCGCUCGAGCCGCCUUAGUCACAACAAACGGCAAUAUACUGAAAAUCCAUUCGCACAACAUCAAAACCUGGAACGUCCUUUCGGGAUUCUUCGAGCAAUCAUCCGAAGAUAUAUGGAACGCCGUCAUCGUUUGCAUUAAGAACAUCACCUCUCAAGUCGAUCCAAGCAUGGUGAAAGGCGUGGGAUUCGACGCGAAUUGCUCGUUGGUGUGCCUGGAUCAAACCGGCCAACCCUUGAGCGUGAGCCCUUCGGGCCACAACAAACAAAACGUGAUACUGUGGGUAGACCAACGGGCUUCAGAAGAAGCCAACGAGUUGAAUCGAAUCGAUCAUCCGACGUUGAAGCUGAUGGGCGGCGCCAUCACCGCCGAGCACCAGUUGCCCAAGUUGAUGUGGCUGAAGAAGUACCUGCGGACGAAUUGCUGGGAGAAGGCCGGGUAUUUCUUUGAUUUGCCGGACUUUUUGACCUGGAGAGCUACCGGAGUGGAUUCCAGGUCGGUGUGUUCGUUGGUACGAAAAUGGAAUUUCAACGUGAAACUGGACGGUUCGAGGGUGAACGGCACCGAAGGCUGGGACAAAUCCUUUUUCGAGCGGAUCGGUUUGGCUGAUUUGGCGCAGGAUAAUUGGCGGAAGAUCGGCGCCAACAUCAUGGUGCCGGGGUGCGGAUGCAAAUGCGAUUUAUCCGAUAAAGUUACUAAAGAAUUGGGUUUGAAUGCCGAAACCAAAGUGGGCACCUCCAUUUUGGACACCUACGCAGGCGCUUUGGGGUUGAUUGGAUGCACAGCUAAAGGAAUCGAUCCAGAUUUCGAUACUAGAGUUGCGUUAGUUUCUGGUACCUCAACCAGUCACAUUACAUUAUCCGUGGAUCCGAUCGUCAUCCCCAACGUCUGGGGCCCCUUUAGACACGCGAUCUUCCCCGGCUUGUGGGUGAACGAAGGUGGACAAGCGGCGACCGGUCGCUUAUUGAACAAGAUAUUAGACACCCAUCCCGCUAUGCAGUUUCUGGUGAAAAAAGUCAGCAAAAACAACGUUACAAGCUAUCUAAACACCGUACUAAAUAAGAUUAGUAACGAAAACGAUGUGUGUUAUCUCACCACGAAUAUACAUAUGUCACCCGAUUUCCAGGAUAACAAAUUGUCCAUUAACGAAACAUCUCUAAAAGGAAUGAUAAGCGGGCUAAUUUUAGAAAAAGACGUUAAAAACCUAGCGUUGCUUUAUCUUGCAACCAUCCAGGCACUCGCUUACGGUACCAAGCAAAUUAUAACUCGCAUGAAAACCCACGGCUAUCAACUGAAGACUCUCCUGAUUUACGGCGAUCUGGGCAGGAAUAAAUUGUAUACGAAAACAUUGGCCGAUGCCUGCCAAAUGUCGGUGCUGGUGCCCCAACAGGCGGAGAGUGUGUUGUUGGGGGCGGCCAUGUUGGGCGCCAAAGCGAGCGGUUUUUACCCGGAUUUAGUCACCACUGUGGAGAACAUGGGCGGGACGGGCGUCAUCGUCGCCCCUUUGGAGCAGGUCGCCGAGUUUCACGAGAAAAAGUACAAGGUCUUUUUGCGAAUGAUCCAAGACCAAGUUGAGUACAGAGUAAUGAUGAACUGAGAUUGUUUUUGCAAUAAAACCUAUGUGGCCUAAUUAAUUGCUGUAUAUGUAUGUAUAAUUUGCUUCUCAAAGUUUCACCCAAGAAGUUUC
This is a messenger RNA of Phyllotreta striolata, 3099 nucleotides long. The record is from the annotation of a GenBank genome assembly. Lineage: Eukaryota; Metazoa; Arthropoda; Insecta; Coleoptera; Chrysomelidae.